Exaiptasia diaphana is the source of this 1236-nucleotide messenger RNA. Its product is annotated as protein ANTAGONIST OF LIKE HETEROCHROMATIN PROTEIN 1. The record is from RefSeq and is a predicted model, not a curated record. The coding region runs from base 1 to 1236 and encodes 411 amino acids. The transcript has a single exon. Lineage: Eukaryota; Metazoa; Cnidaria; Anthozoa; Actiniaria; Aiptasiidae.
AUGGACGGACUAGAUACAGCACAAAACUUUCUUAUUUUAGCUUUAAUGCUGUCCUCGCUGACGUCUACUUUAGGAUCAAUUCGAAAAACCCAACUAUUAAGGCUCUUGUUUCUCAGGAGAAAACGCCAGAGAAAGUGUAUUAUCGCAAUUCUUUUAUUGCUUCGAAGACAACAACGCGGGAAAAAGCGAAGAUCUUGGUCUUGGGAUCGACAGCAACAUUUCUUCGAAAAUCUGUUGAAUAACACACUCCCAGAGUCUAUGUGGAAGGAGCAUCUUCGAGUGAAUAGACGCACAUUUGAAAAAAUAUGUGAGAUUGUUGGAYSGGAGCUGUCCAGGAGAGACACUAUACUAAGGCAAGCAAUUCCUUUAAGAAAGCGAGUAGCGAUAGCACUCUUACGACUGGCAACAGGCAACUCAUACCUGAGUUCUGGUUUAAUCUUUGGCUUGCCGAAAUCAACAGCAAAUGGCAUAAAGAAUGAAUUUUGUGAAAUAUUAAGGAGAAAAGCGGCUGAUUUUAUUAAUUUUCCGAACAGUGUGGAAGAAACGCAGAAAAUAAUAGAAGGUUUUGAAGAAAUUGGGUCGUUCCCUCAAGUUGCUGGCGCARUUGACGGCAGUCAUAUAGAAAUCAAGAGGCCUUUGAUUAACCCAGAAUGUUACYGGUGUAGAAAGCAAUAUUAUAGUAUGGUGCUACAAGCAGUAGUCGACAGUUAUGGUCGGUUUAGACAUAUAAGUACCGGCUAUCCGGGUAGUGUACAUGAUGCCAGGAUACUCCGUUUGAGCAAGUUUUACAGAGAUGUAGAAAACCAGGAUAUUUUAUGCGGUCCAAUCAAGAACAUAAAUGGGAAACAAGUCAAKCCCCUGAUAAUUGGAGACCCAGCUUAUACACUGACAACGUGGCUGAUGAAACCGUACUCACAAACAGGUGUAUUAUCGAACGAACAGAGAAACUUCAACAAAAAACUUAGSUCGGUACGAGUUGUUGUCGAACAAGCAUUUGGGCGAUUAAAAGGCCGAUGGCGCUGUCUUUUGGAAUUGCUCAACGAAGCGACAGAGCGAGCCCCCAGUACCAUUAUUGCUUGUUGUGUUCUCCACAAUAUUUGUGUGGAUAUGGCCGAUGACACGCCUAUUGAUAUCACUGAUGACGAUGACGGUAAUAGACGACGUCCUUUACCCGGGCACAAUGUGAACAGUGRCGGUAACGAACUAAKGGAGCACCUGAAGCGUUAWUUAAACUGA